Cydia amplana is the source of this 1064-nucleotide messenger RNA. Its product is annotated as kynurenine formamidase. The record is from RefSeq and is a predicted model, not a curated record. Gene Ontology annotation, molecular function: lipase activity. The coding region runs from base 129 to 1022 and encodes 297 amino acids. Lineage: Eukaryota; Metazoa; Arthropoda; Insecta; Lepidoptera; Tortricidae. The transcript is spliced from 5 exons.
CUCGCGCAACCUCGGCGCGGCGCUCGCGCAUGCUCAACAAUAUUUAUUUACAAACAACCAAACCGGCUUAGACGUUCCUCGUUUAUAAGCUUUUAACAGGAGAAACUUGAGUAGCAGACGGGAUCGCCAUGUCAGUUAUAAUUGACCCAUCGGACCUGGAGAGGGAAUACUCUCCGAGCCGGUGGUCGACGCGCUUCGCCACCUCGCAGGAGGUGCUCCAAAACCACGUACAACUAGUAACGGCAGCAAGUGAAGAGGCAACCAACAACAUUCCUCAUAAACUCGAGAUCGAAUACGGAAUCACCUUAAAUCAGAAACUAGAUAUUUUCGGCACCGACUUACCAAACGAUUCGCCAAUCCUCGUGUACGUGCACGGCGGCUACUGGCAGGAGUUGAACCGCGAGAUCUCGCGCUACCCGGCUGGCCCGCUGUACCGGGCACGUGUCAAGACCGUGGUGGUGGGCUACGACUUGUGUCCAUCCGCCACCUUGCCGGAGAUCGUUCAGCAGAUACAGAUUGCCGCCAGAUUCGUGUUCGAGUACGCUGACAAAAUGGGAUCGAGAGGCGUAUACUUCGCUGGCCAUUCAGCCGGCGCCCAUUUGGUGGCAAAGCUCCUGUCAGACGCCGACUUCCUGGACAACACGCCCGGCUCCAACCACCUGCAGGGCGCCUUCCUGAUCUCCGGCAUCUACGACCUCCGCGAACUAGUCCUCACCUCCGUCAAUGACGCCGUCCAACUUCCCACCGAGUGGGCUGUCCCGCUCUCCCCACAGUUCGACUGCUACACGCACCUGCAAGCUAGAAGAGUACGACUAUACAUCUUGGCUGGACAAAACGAUAGCCCAGUAUUCAAAAAACAGUCGAGAGAAUUCUAUGAACUUCUGCUAAACACUUGCCUGACCGCUAACAUGUACCUCGAAAUUAAGGAUGAGGUGGACCACUUCGAUAUAGUAGAAUGUUUCGCAAAUGACGACAAUUAUCUCAAAAACCUACUGGUACAUGACAUAAGAAAGCAUUUGUGAUGAUCUAUCAAUGUUAAUUAUAUAAAUCAUAAUAUACUUAUA